This is a messenger RNA of Glycine soja, 1277 nucleotides long. RefSeq names its product cytochrome c-type biogenesis protein CcmE homolog, mitochondrial-like. NCBI's taxonomy places the organism in Eukaryota, Viridiplantae, Streptophyta, Magnoliopsida, Fabales, Fabaceae. The record is from RefSeq and is a predicted model, not a curated record. Gene Ontology annotation, biological process: cytochrome complex assembly; protein-heme linkage. The coding region runs from base 212 to 934 and encodes 240 amino acids. The transcript has a single exon. Gene Ontology annotation, cellular component: plasma membrane. Gene Ontology annotation, molecular function: heme binding.
AGUGUACUACGUACUAUUCUACAUUCUACUUGUCUACUUGUCUCUCUUUCCUCCUGUUCUUUUCAUCCGUCCAUCCAAAAAGGGCCAGAAACUUCUCGGUCGCAUCAUCGCGUUCAGCUUCAGCCAUGGCGGCCUAGCCUAAUUAAUUCAAAAGUCAAAACCCUAAAUCCCAACCCAUCAAUUUUCCUCUCUCUUCACUUUACCAAUCCAAAUGGCCUCUAGACUCGCCCUCCGCUUCAGAUCCCAUCUCCUCCGCACCGCCUCCCUCCUUCAAACCUUGCCGCCGCCGCCCCUCUCCCUCCACCGCCUCCUCUCCACUUCCCGCCGCGCGCCUCCGCGCUCCAAAAAAUCAGUCGACAUCGGCGCGCGCGCGCGUCAGCUCCAGACGCGGCGCCUCUGGACCUACGCGCUCACCUUCGGCGGCCUCGCGGGCUUCGUCGUGAUCGUCCUCAACAACUUCCAAGACCAGCUCGUCUUCUACGUCACCCCAACCGAAGCCCUCGAAAAAUACGCCACCAACCCCACAAAAGCGCGGUUCCGGUUGGGAGGCCUUGUUCUCGAAGGCAGCGUGGUUUACCCGGCGUCGUCGCCUGAGGUGGAGUUCGUCGUCACCGAUCUCAUCUCCGACAUGGUGGUACGGUACGAGGGAUCGUUGCCGGAUUUGUUCAGGGAAGGGCACUCUGUGGUUGUGGAAGGGCUCGUGAAACCGUUUACGGAGGAGAUCAGGAAGGAGGUGUCGGUGAAGAACGUUUCCGAGAAGGCGAGGAAGAUAGAGUGCUAUUUUUCGGCUACCGAGGUUCUCGCCAAGCAUGAUGAGAAGUACAUGCCUAAAGAAGUUGCUGCUGCUAUUGAGAAGAAUAAGAAGAUUAUUGAGGAUGCUGCCACUGCCACCGUGGCCGCCGCCGCCACCGCGGAGGGACCGAAGACACCAUAGAUCGAUGGUCAUGGUCGUGGUGUUAAUCAGUUUUGAAAUUACUUACAGAUACAGUGUUAUGAUUUUUUUGAUGGAUGUUGAUUAUUUAACUAUAGGAUGAGAUUACUAUUAUUUUUGAGUAAUAAUUAGGAUGAACACGGGAGAGCAGAGGGAAUUUUUUUAAAACUGAGGCAAUUGUUUCUUGUUGUUGUAAUUCAUUAAUGUGGGAGGAUAUUUCUUAAUAAAAUGUUUAAUCGAAUGAUAAUGUAGCUCUGUUAUACUUUGCUCUGGAAUGGGGUUUAAAGUUGGGCACAUUGACUUGCUAUGGUUUAAAGCUGGUAAUGGAUUUUUGAUUUCUUGUCUC